This is a messenger RNA of Pseudopodoces humilis (Tibetan ground-tit), 1032 nucleotides long. NCBI's taxonomy places the organism in Eukaryota, Metazoa, Chordata, Aves, Passeriformes, Paridae. The record is from RefSeq and is a predicted model, not a curated record.
AUGUCUCUGAACCAGAUGCAAAUCAAGCAGGAGCUGACGCUCCCCCCCGGCCUGGGUAAAACCACCCCAAAACCGAUCCCGGAGCCCCAAAAUCCCCAGAUCCCGGUGCCCGCUCCUUGCCCCGAGCCGCUCCCGGCGGUGGCGAAAUGCGAGGAAAAAGCGAUUCCAGCGGCGGGCGUGGAACCGGGAAAAGGGGAAAAUCCGCCCCAGGAGCAGCAGCAAGCAGAAUUCCCUCCGAAAUUCCCGCUGGAAGAGAAAUCCCGCCCGGAACCGACGCUGGAGAGGCAGGAGGCCAAGGAGAUCCCGGUUCCCUGCGCCCAGGAGAAGCAGCAGCGCCAGGAAACCCCGGUGUCCAUCCCAGAAAAGCAGGAAUGCAAGGAAAUCCCGGUGUCCAUCCCAGAAAAGCAGGAAUGCAAGGAAAUCCCGGUGUCCAUCCCAGAAAAGCAGGAAUGCAAGGAAAUCCCGGUGUCCAUCCCUGAUCCACACCCUGACCCUGUCCCGUGUUCCCAGGAGAAGCAGCAGUGCCAGGAAACCCCGGUGUCCAUCCCAGAAAAGCAGGAAUGCCAGGAAAUCCCGGUGUCCAUCCCCGAUCCUGUCCCGUGUGCCCAGGAAAAGCAGGAGCGCAAGGAAAUCCCGGUGUCCAUCCCAGAAAAGCAGGAAUUCCAGGAGACCCCAAUCCCCAUCCCAGUUUCGUGCCCUGAACCCAUCCCGCCUUCCCAGGAAAAGCAGGAGCAAAAGCAGGAAUGCCAGGAAAUCCCGGUGUCCAUCCCCGAUCCUGUCCCGUGUGCCCAGGAAAAGCAGGAGCGCAAGGAAAUCCCGGUGUCCAUCCCAGAAAAGCAGGAAUUCCAGGAGACCCCAAUCCCCAUCCCAGUUUCGUGCCCUGAACCCAUCCCGCCUUCCCAGGAAAAGCAGGAGCGCAAGGAAAUCCCCGAAAAGCAGGAAUUCCAGGAGAUCCCGGAGCAGCGCUCCCUUCCAGAGAAAUUCCCUCCCCUGGAGCAGCAGCUGGAACAGCCCGGCCUCUGGCAGAAGUAG